CACACACACUUACACAGGGUGGAACAGGGACAGAGUGCUUGAUUUUGAAAAAAAAAAAAGACAAAACCCAGGAGGAAAAAUAGAAGGGCAGAUUGUGGAUCUAAUAGUCUUGCAGAUUUGCUCCUGAAAAACGUUUAACAUGGCGGUUAAAAGAGUGACGUACCUGUGCCAGGAGGAGGAGAAGGCCCAGAUGUCUCACAGCAUGGAGCUGUCCUCACAGAUCAAGAAGAGGAAAUUUAAAUCGAGUGAGGAGGAGGUCUCCCUGUCUGAGUUCUAUCCCAUCAUCCCCGGUGACAUCAUGUCUGUCAAAGAGAUUCUGACGGAGCCAAAGUUCCCACGCCACAGGACAUGGGAGGUCCUGAGGGAAACCAUGGAUAAUGAUGAGCUCCGGGAGAGGGACCAAUGGACCAUGUUUGGUAAUGAGGCAGAAAAGCUGGAGAUCGAGGUGAUCAGGGACCAGCACAUGGUCCGUCAACGCGUGGACCGCAUGGUGCUGCGUAAGGAGGCAGAAAGGAAGCUUUCAAGACAUCUGAAGUUUCUGGAUGAUUUAAGCAUGAAGUCUCCGGAUUUUUCCAUCCCUCUUCGUGCCCACGUUGUCUGGGAAGGGAUGGCCGUCAAACUUUCCUGCACUGUCGAGGGUUGUCCAUCACCACAUGUCACCUGGUACAAAGAUGGCGUCCCUCUGACAGCAUCCUCACAACCCUGGAACUACAAACUGCUACAGAAGUACGGCCUCAACACUUUGGAGAUCAGGAGGUGUACUGCUACUGAUGCUGGAGAGUACAAAGUGGUGGCCAAAAGCUCCCUAGGCGAGGCAACAACCUAUGCCACUGUUGUAGUAAACUCAAAGCGAGGAUUCGAGGCGGGAAUGAAACACACCCAGACUCGGGUCCAUGCAAUAGAUGAGGAGGCAUUGUUCGACGCCAGCUUCGCUCCAUCAUUCAUAAAGGAAGGAGACACUCUGUCUCUGAGCUGCAGUUUCACUGUCCCUCUCCUCCCCUUUCAACAGGAUGUGGCCUGGUUCAGAGACGGAGUUCCUCUCCGUGCAUGUGGUCGGCUGGACAUACACACGGCCCUGCGCUCCUCCACCCUCAGCCUGAAGGGCAUGCACAAGGAGCACGAGGGUCUUUACACCGUCCGCCUGCGCACCCAGGACGGCAUCACCGAACAAAGCGCCUACAUUUAUGUCAAAGAUGGUCCGGCAACAGUGCGCGGGGCUCCAGGUUCUCCUCUCCAACUCAAGUGCUCGGAUGUGAACAGAGAUUAUGUGUUUCUCUCAUGGGAACCUCCCAGUGCAGAGGGAGCGGGUCCAGUGGAGGGAUACAUUAUCGAGAGGUGUGAGGUGGGCAAGAAGUGGGAGCGCUGUAACGAGCUCGUUCAGAAGCUGUGUCAUUACCCAGUUAUGGGUUUAAAGGAAAACACCAUGUACCAAUUCAGAGUGUGUGCAGUGAACCAGGCCGGCGUGGGACGUCCAUCUAAAACCUCUGAUCCCAUCGUCACUUCUGACCCCAUGGAGCCCAGCAGGACUAUGGUGGUCAAGGUGGAUAGAGGGAGAGAGAUCGUGAUCACCAAGGACCAGCUGGAAAGUCAGAUCCGAGUCCCUUUUCCCCCAACUGAUGUGCGAGUGUGUGAGUUAAGUGAUACGUACGUCGUGAUGUGCUGGACUGAGCCUGAUCCACGGGGCAAGGAGCCGCUCAGCUACUAUGUGGAACGGUCCAUAGACGGUAAGGAGAGCUGGCACAUGGCCAGCCUGGACAUGACGAUCAACUCUACAAGGUUUGCUGCGUUCGACUUGGAGAAAGGGGUGGCCUACUGCUUCCGUGUACGCUCGGUGAACAAAUAUGGUGUCAGUGAUCCAUCAGAGCCCAGCCAACCUGUCACUCUUGGAGAACCUCUUGGUGUCCCAGCUGCACCUCACUGUGUUCAGGCAUUUAGAGACACAGACAGGUCGAUCCUUUUAAAGUGGAAAGAGCCAAAGAGCACAGAGGGAAUUCUGGGAUAUUACCUGUACUGCAGUGAGCUAGGGAGCUCAGAGUGGAAAACCAUUAACAACAAACCAGUCAAAACCACCAGGUUCUUGGUGCAUGGCCUCAGGACCAGUAAGCAGUACGUGUUCAGAGUGAAAUCAGUCGGCCGCGCGGGGAACAGCUGCUAUUCAGACGAGUCUGAGCCGAUCCUGGUCCACGCGGCUAAAUUUGCUCCAUCUGCACCCUCUGCUAUAUCACUUCUUCACUGUACGGGCACUGAAAUGGUGAUCAGCUGGCGAGCUCCUGUUAAUAACGGUGGGGAUUUGGUGCGUGGGUACUAUCUGGAUCAGCGGGAAAAAACGCAGAGCACAUGGCGGGAGGUCAACGUGAAAGCUGUAAAAGAGAGACUGUACACAGUUCCUGGUCUUUUAGAGGGUCAUUAUUACCAAUUCCGUGUAAUCGCAGCCAACAUGGUUGGAGUUGGCAAACCCUCUGGACCUAGUGAGGCUUUUCUGUGUGAGAAGUGGACGAUGCCUGAACCUGGCUGCCCGUAUGACCUGGAGCUGAGAGAGGUGCGGCAGGAAUCUCUGGUUCUGCUGUGGGCGGAGCCUCUAUACCAAGGUCAGUCAGAAAUCAUUGGUUAUGUUGUGGAAAUGAGUGAGGGGAUGGAAUCAGAGGAUUGGACUGCGGUGACCCAGGAACCAAUAACAGACACGCACCUAAAGGUUUCCGGGCUGCAGGCGGGUCAUACGUAUCGUCUCCGUGUAUGUGCCAUCAACAGUGCUGGAGUAGGAAGACCCUCUCUUCCCACAGAUCCCGUCACAGCCCAGACUGACCCAGCAACCAAAGAUAUCGAGAUUGGGGUUGAUAAUGAUGGCUUCAUUUUCUUGAGCUUUGAAGCCCCUGAGACCAUUGACCAAAUCCAGUUUGAUUGGAAGAAGAACUACAAACAGGCAAUCGAUGCCGGACGAGCCCAUUUGGAGACCAAGCAAAAUAAAUCUGUCCUUACGUUCAAUGCAGCUGCAGCGGAGGAUCUGGGCCUUUAUACUGCUGAUGUGAUUGGCAGGCCUGACAUCUCAUCUAGCUUUAAUUUCACUGCUGAGGAUCUGGAGAGACUCAUGGAGUUGAGCUGGAACAUCAGGAACCCACUUAUAGCACUGCGCUCUGAGGGCUGGCAGGUGGACGUGUUGGAGCAGGGCAAUGUGAGGCUGUGGCUGCAAACUGAGCCGCUGUCCAACGCUGCAGAGCUGCACAUGAUCCUCAAUGACAAGGAGAUCUCCUCCACACCGACACGUAAGAUCAACUUCGACAAGGCAAACGGGCUGGUGGAGAUUCUGUUUGAUCAGCUGAGAAAGGAGGACGAGGGCUCGUACACAGCACAGCUCAAAGACGGAAGAGCCAAGAACCAGUUCACUCUCGUACUGGUGGAUGAAAAGUUCAGGCAAACCCUGGCCAAGUCCGAGGCCAAGCGGUGGGACUGGAAGAGACGCUCAGGACCUUACUUUGAGGAGUUUUUGUCAUGGAGUGUGACGGAGGACUGUGAGCUGGUUAUGAAAUGCAAGGUCACGAACAUGAGUAAGGACACCAAGAUGAAGUGGUUUAAGGAUGGCAUAGAGCUCAAGCAGUUUGUGUUUGAGGCGUCUGGUGUUGCCACGUUUACCGUUUCGCAGGUUACUAAGAAGGAAGUCGGCACCUACAGGGUGGUGGUGGCUGAUGGUAGAGGAGAGGAUCAGAGCAUACUGGAGUUCGUGGACAAUGAGUUUGAGCGCUUGAUGCAGAGCCUGAGCAAAAACUGUGCUCUCUCUGCCAGUCCCAUGAGAAUCCAGUGCACAGCGACUGGCUUUAGGCUCUACUGUUCUCUGAAGUACUAUCUGAGCUACAUGAAGACCAGCUGGUACUUCAAAGAGAAGAGGAUCGAUCAGGAAGAGAGGACCAAGCCCGGCAGCAGCAUGCAGAAGGUUUGGAUUGAUAUCUUCAACCCUACUGAAAACGACAAAGGAAGAUACACCCUGGAGAUGUUCGACGGGCAGGAAACACACAAGCGCACUCUGGAUUUGUCUGGACAAGCAUUUGCCGACGCUCUGCUGGAAUACCAGAGGCUGAAGGAGGCGGCGAUUGCUGAGAAAAACCGUGCCAAAGUCACAAAGGGAUUACCAGAUGUGGUGGCCAUCAUGGAAGACAAGUCUCUGUGUCUGACCUGUUUCGCUGAAGGCAACCCAGAUCCGGAGAUGUUCUGGCUGAAAAACGAUAGGGAGAUCGUCUCCGAAGGGCGCUUUAACAUCGCCAGGGACAACGGCCGCACAACCCUUACCAUCUACUCAGUCUGUAUGGAGGAUUCAGGCAACUACAGCGUGUUCGUACGCAACAAGUACGGCUCACAGACAGUACACGUGACCGUGAGCGUGUAUAAACACGGCGAGAUCCCGCAGGCCGGUGCAUUCGAGAUGUAGAGAUGAGUGAAUUGGAGAAUGCCGUGCUGUAGAAAUAUUAGCAAACAUUUACAGUUCAGAAAUGAUUAAAAGUCCAAAUUACAGCAUGAUAAGAAAAUAUAACUUGACAACUGAUAUGACAUAAGCAAUAACACAAACUUAAUUCUUCUACAGACUUUAUUCUAUAACCUUGUCAUGUUCUUUGAUCAAUAGAAUUAAUGUUGUUGAUUCAUUUUCUACAACAGCACGACCCAAAGUGUGAUGAUACUU
Clarias gariepinus (North African catfish) is the source of this 4666-nucleotide messenger RNA. It is a transcript of the gene myom3, whose product is annotated as myomesin 3. Bases 140 to 4417 code for a protein of 1425 amino acids. The transcript has 37 exons. Gene Ontology annotation, molecular function: protein binding. The record is from RefSeq and is a predicted model, not a curated record. Lineage: Eukaryota; Metazoa; Chordata; Actinopteri; Siluriformes; Clariidae.